Nezara viridula (southern green stink bug) is the source of this 997-nucleotide messenger RNA. NCBI's taxonomy places the organism in Eukaryota, Metazoa, Arthropoda, Insecta, Hemiptera, Pentatomidae. The record is from the annotation of a GenBank genome assembly.
AUGGAUCUCUUCUCUACUAGUCACAGCAUGGGCCUACAGACUACAACUGUCGCGUUUCUCGUCUUGUGCGCAGUGGUGCUGAGCAAUGGACAGAAACUCGCAAAGCUCCGCCGACCAAUCACCCUCUUGUCCAAGCAACAGCUUUUCAUUCCUCCCAUAUCCAUCCCGAGGCCUACUUUGCCACCACCAACGGCAGCAACAGCUUCCCAGGUAGAAGUGCAGCAAGCUGAGGUGCACUCCGAGGAGUUCCUGCCAUCGCACGAGCUACAAGGUCCGCCGCCUACCAUCCUUCAGCCACAAUUCCAAGUGGAACCUCAACCGCGUCCUCAGUUCCAGCCUCAACAGAAGCAGUUCAGGUCAUCGGGAAGGUCAAACACCAACAAGGAGUUCGUUACGCCCAUUCCCAUCAUCAGUCUCAGCAAACAGCAGAGUCUUGACGGUAGCUACAAAACAAGCUAUGAAACAGCAAACAGCAUUCAAGCCGAAGAGACAGGCUUCUUAAAGAACAUUGGUGUACCUGAACAAGAAGCCUUGGUUCAAUUCGGUUCCUACUCAUAUACCGACCCCGAUGGGAAGCAGGUCUCUGUAAGCUAUACCGCUGAUGAAGGUGGAUUCAGGGCUACAGGAGAUCACCUACCCACACCUCCUCCAAUUCCUCCAGAAGUUCAGAAGGGAUUAGAUAUCAUUUAUGAGUCCAUCAGGCAGGAAGCGUUAAGACAAGCUAAAGAGAAGAAACUGAAGAAUCAAAAACUUGAAUCUCAAAAUUAUCCUGUGGAUAAUACAGAAAAUGGAAGAUUACAGCGUCAAUAAAUUAACGAAUAUAUGGUUUAUAAUUAAAGCACAGACUGAAAGGGUGGAAUGAAGACGUACUAUCAAAUGUUAUGUAUUACUUAGAUUUAGUGAAUAUAUAUUAAUGUUUUUAAAGAAUAAUCAGCGAUGUAUUAUUUUGUAAAUAAAAUAUAUAAAUAUUGUUUAUGUUACGAAUAUGUUUAAUUAA